AUCAUUACCAACACAUGGUUUAAACAUCAUCAAAGGAGGUUAUGGACAUGGAAUAGCCCGGGCGGUCAAUAUAAGAACCAAAUUGAUUACAUAACCAUAAACAAACGCUUUAAAAAUGCAGUCCAGCAAACCAAAACUUAUCCAGAGGCUGACUGUGGGAGUGACCAUCGACUACUGUUUUGCAAAGCAAAAAUAAAACUGAAGAAGCUACAACAAGGAAAAGCAACACCAAAAUUAAACUAUGAACUAUUACAAAAAGACCCGGAAAUUAAGCAAAGUUAUACAGUUAAAGUGAAGAAUAGAUUUGAAGCACUAAGAGUGGAAGAAACAUCAAAAUGGAAUAUAUUCAAAGUAGCGUUGGUAACAUCAGCGAAAGAAGUCAUUCCGAAAAAAGAAAGACCUUGCAAACAAAAGUGGAUGACAGUCGAGAUUCUAAAUCUUAUGAGAAAAAGACAAUCUAUCUUCAAUAGAGAAAGCCAAGAAUACAAAGACAUAGACAGGCAGAUUAAAUACAAAUGUAGACAAGAGAAAGAUUCCUGGUAUAACAAGAAAUGCGAAGAAAUUGAAAGAUGGGAAAGAUCAAACUCACCAAUAAUGCACAAUGAGAUAAAAGAAAUAAUGGGGAAAAAAGCAUGCUCAUCUUCAGGUUGUAUAAAAGCAAAAAAUGGCGACCUCAUCAUGGACAAAUCAAAAAUGCUGGAAAGAUGGACCGAGUGUAUUGGGGAUCUUUUCCAAGAUAAUAAGGGCGAGAAGCCAGUUAUUAAGAAAAACAUCGAUGGUCCGAAGAUUCUAAUAUCUGAAGUGCGCACAGCCAUGUCAAAGAUGAAAAACAACAAAGCGGCAGGACCAGAUGAGAUCGUGGCAGAAAUGGUUUCAGCAUUGGACGAUUUCGGACUUCAGAAGCUCACGGGAUGCUGA
Molecule: messenger RNA, 918 nt
Organism: Rhopilema esculentum
Lineage: Eukaryota; Metazoa; Cnidaria; Scyphozoa; Rhizostomeae; Rhizostomatidae
Source: RefSeq, a predicted model, not a curated record